This is a messenger RNA of Dendroctonus ponderosae (mountain pine beetle), 1382 nucleotides long. RefSeq names its product frequenin-1. Bases 196 to 756 code for a protein of 186 amino acids. The transcript has 7 exons. Gene Ontology annotation, molecular function: calcium ion binding; calcium sensitive guanylate cyclase activator activity. NCBI's taxonomy places the organism in Eukaryota, Metazoa, Arthropoda, Insecta, Coleoptera, Curculionidae. The record is from RefSeq and is a predicted model, not a curated record.
AAGAAGGCGAAAUGUGCACAAUUGGGGGGUGAAAAGCGCAAGCGUAUCCACGAUUCCAUUCUGCAGGUCCGAAAGGAGUUUUAGUCGCGCUAGUUUUACGCGCUCGACAGCGAAUCGGUCGCCAACUUGAACUCCAAUUCGACGAAUUAAUCUCAAAGUUUUUUGAAGUUCGGCAUAGAAGAAACGCGCCGCAAAAUGGGCAAGAAGAACUCCAAGUUGAAGCAGGACACCAUCGAUAGACUAACGACUGCUACUUAUUUUACCGAAAAAGAGAUCCGGCAAUGGCACAAAGGCUUUCUCAAGGACUGCCCCAAUGGACUUCUCACAGAACAGGGAUUUAUCAAAAUAUACAAACAGUUCUUUCCGCAAGGCGACCCAUCAAAAUUCGCCUCGUUAGUGUUCCGAGUGUUCGAUGAAAAUAAUGACGGCUCGAUAGAAUUUGAGGAAUUCAUCAGGGCCCUUUCAGUGACGUCGCGAGGAAACCUGGACGAAAAGCUGCAUUGGGCUUUCCGACUAUACGACGUGGACAAUGAUGGCUUCAUCACAAGAGAGGAAAUGUACAAUAUUGUGGAUGCGAUCUAUCAGAUGGUGGGUCAACAGCCAUCUGAAGAUGAGAACACGCCGCAGAAACGAGUGGAUAAAAUUUUCGAUCAAAUGGAUAAAAAUCACGACGAUCGACUUACUCUUGAAGAAUUUCGAGAAGGUUCGAAAGCAGAUCCGCGUAUCGUGCAAGCGUUAACAUUAGGAUCUGAAUAACAUAAGGAGGAAGGCAUUAAGCCUGAUCCAGUAUGACGUUCUAACGGGUAAACUUACUAGUUUGUAGUGGAUAUGUGCUUAAAUUGUUCUUAAGUCAUAGUAACGUAAUGUAUUUAUUCUAAGCAGCAAUUGUGACUUUAUCAGUUUCUACGUAAAAAACAGCGCAAUUCGACUUCUUCACAGUUCUUUAAAGCUGGGAAAACCGUGGAGUUCUGAGUACGAAACUUGAAAUCCCGAUUUUUUUAGUUGUACAUUUAUAAUCGAUAAAUGCUGCUUAGUUUCGUCUGAUUACGAAAGUACGUUAAUCGGUAAAGCCGUAAAAUCUAACUGCAAAAUGAAGCAAACUGCUUGAAGAAAUCAAGCAGUCUUCUUUAGGUUGCACAUAGUGCUAUAAGCAAUUGUUUUUUAUGCUGUUAUAUAAGCCAGUAUAUAAAUGCCAAAAAAUUACUUCGUCUAUAUUGUGAUAACUCCUUGAUUUCACCACGUUCAUUUCGGUCACAAUCUUGUGACGACUAUAGUUUUAAUCUAUUUAGCCACACAUAAGCAGACUAAGACUGCGCAUAACAGUGGCUUUAUUAGACCGUAAGAAUUGAUGUUCGCAAUAAAAUGUAUAUAUAUAAUCGUUA